AUGUCAGGUCGCAAAGAUGGGGAUGACUCUUCCAGCGACUCUGCGGCGGAAGACAGAAAGAGGUCAAGAGAAGAACUCGUGACCCUGAGGACGCAAGUUAGCUCGCUGACGGAUCAGAUGAGCCAGCUAAUGUCGCUAGUGGAAGAUGCCAUGAAGGCAAGCAAGAAGGAGGAGCCAGCUGGCACCAUGGAGGGUGCCGCUGAUUGCGGCGAUGCUAGGGAGAGCGCCGCCGCGGAGUCCACGAACGCCGAAGGAGGGGCACCGUGGACCGGGAGUGCGCAGGACGGGAGGUACCUGCGCGAACCUAUUCGAGAGUCUGGCCCAUCAGGGCGACACAGCGGCGAAGCAGGGGCUUUGUCCCCCAAGAGGGGCUUUGUCCCCCAAGAGGUGAGAGUAGCCGCUGCUCACAACCAAGAUAAUAGUAGUGCCAUGGGAGAUGGUGGUGUUGGCUUUGGAUACGGAGCCACAACCCCAGCGACGGGGUACCAAAGUGUGCGGUACACAUCUCCUCCGUUCAGCGGGAAAUCGAAAGAUUUCAACGAAUGGCGAAAUGAUUUCCGCAUGGCAGCUAAUGGCGCAAACCUGUUGGAACAAUUUGAAGAGAGCGGGAGCUUGGAGAUCCCCGUCAACAGCGGAAAGAGCAAGUUUUCGCUGUCACAGCAGUACCGGAGCGAGCAAGUAGAGCUCGCAUUCCACGCGUGGAACUUCCUGCCUCGCGCGUUGAAAGAAAAGGAUCGGAAAAUCAUGAAGAGGGCAGAGACGCCCCAGGGAGCUCUUCGUGAGCUCAAGACCAUACAUAACCCAGAAUCAUCUGUACAGCCGUCAGAGGACCUGAAGUCCCUGACGUCGACCAAGAUCUCAAGAGGUGGGGACGGCGAUAGCGGUGGUGAUCCCGGCGACUCUGAGAACCUCGAGGAGUUGAAGUAUGAUCCAGCCGACGACCGCUACCCCCGCGGGCUAGAAGGGAAGAAACUCCUCUGGGGCGCCUCGAACGCUGGCCCGCUGCGCCAUGGGCUUGACAGUGGCCGCACGCGGAAGCAGACCCGGGAGAUGCAAGGUGCCGGGGAGAUGCCGGGGCCCGGAGAAACACCGGACCCGGAAGAGGCAUUGCUGGCGACCAUCCUGGAAACUGGCGGGACGGGGAUUGUUGAGGACUACAUCUGCAACUCGCUUGUGAAGGAGCAGUGGGACGAGGAGCAGACACGCCGUAUGGAGGAGAUGUACAGGCGCGAGAUGCAGGAGGUGUUGGGCCCGGAACAGCAGGCGGUCGGGGCCGCGGUCGACGCCAGCGGGUCUUCGCAACCACUCCCAGACCCACAGCUAAGUAUGACCUCGCCAAUCGGGCAGAAGCCGAGUGAUGUGGAAGCAGUACCGAUGACGUACAAGGAUGUGAUGUGUUCCAAGUACAAGGUUUUCUGGGAGGCGGCCAUGAAGAAAGAGAUAGAUGGCCACGACAAGACUGGAACCUUUACCAAGGUCAAGGAGCUGCCCGAGGGGCGGAAGGCCAUAGGUUCAAAGUGGGUGUUCUCUUGGAAGACGAAUGAGAAGGGCCUGAUAGUCGACUUCAAGGCCCGUAUGGUUGCGCGGGGUUUCUCUCAAAUCCCCGGCAUCGACUUCCACCGCUCAUCCUCAGCGUGCCCGUCUGCAGCGUCUAUCAAGACGGUGAUUGCCGUAGCCACUGAAAAGGGCAAGAAACUCGCUCACUGGGAUGUGAAGCAAGCGUACAUCCACGCUAAGCUAAAAGAAGAAAUAUACCUCAGGUUCCCGGAAGGCUGUGGUAGCAUGUCCGGCAAGGUGGUCAAGGUUGAGCGUGCCCUGUAUGGCCUAAAGCAGAGUGGCCGUGAGUGGGGGUUUGAAGCUGCCGAUGCCCUCAUCGAGAAUGGAUACGAGCAGUGCAGGGUUGACCCGUGUGUCUUCCGGAAGGUGGUGGAUGGAGAGGUCGUAGGUCUCAUCGUGAUCUACGUUGAUGACAUCUUAGUGGCGGCAGACGAGGGAGAGCGAGAGGAGUUGUUCGCUUCCCUUAACAAGAAGUUUCCGGUGAAAAUCUGGGGGAGUGUACUUGGGACGACGGGUGUGCUAUCGCCAUGAAUGUAGAAAAUGGCAUCACCAAGCUGUCCCAGACAGCAUACAUUGAGAGUAUGCUGAAGCGGUUUGAUGUGACCACGACCGCUUUCACCCCUGCUGCCACCGACGCCGACCUAGGGCCGAAGAGAG
This is a messenger RNA of Ectocarpus sp. CCAP 1310/34, 2214 nucleotides long. Lineage: Eukaryota; Phaeophyceae; Ectocarpales; Ectocarpaceae. The record is from the annotation of a GenBank genome assembly.